AGGUUCAUCUCACUAGCUCCUCCUCGGAUGUCUGGAAAGUUCUAUGCCCCUUAAAGCGCUUGUCAGACGUUGGUCUGCAGGACAACGUGGACCUGAAUCAACCCCGAGAGAGGCACAACUUCGGCUCCCAAACGAGUGAGCCUGUAUAAACCUUUAAAGUAAGCGAGGCUAGCGUUGAGCUUAAACCAGCGUCAGUCAGCGGCGCCGUUAAACGGCUUGUUGCGUCUCUCUCUUGGCGUGCUCAGAGAAGGGGUUAGCUAGCUUUAGCCUCCACCACUGUCAGCUACGUGAAGUGUGGAGCAGGUCAGAGGAGGAGGGAUGACAAUGACUGCAGAGGAGCAGACAAGUGAAGGACAACACAACAUCCCAAUGGAGGGGGAGGACAUCACACCAAAGAAAGACGGGGGUGUUUUGAAGGUAAAGGACUCUUGUGAUUGUUAGCUGUCUGCUUCAUGUUUACUCGCACGCCAAGGCUAACGUUAGCUGGCUGCUCGACUAGUUUGAUGUAUUGUCAAUCAGGCAGCUAAUGCAGGUCAGUUACAACGUUGACAACACUAUCUAUCAAUGAAUUACCUGCUAGUUUGAACCGUUUCCCUCUGCUUGUCUUCCAGCUGGUGAAAAGGGAGGGCACAGGCACAGAGCAGCCCAUGACCGGUGACAAAGUGUUUGUGCAUUAUGUGGGCACACUGCUGGAUGGGACUCAUUUCGACUCCAGCAGAGACAGAGGAGACAAGUUUUCUUUUGAGUUGGGCAAAGGUUGGUUUCAUAUCACUUUUUUUUAUCAGAUAUAUCUAUAGUUUGCUGUUGUGGGAAAGAUACUAGUUCAUAAUCAAUCUUCUCUCUCUUGAUAGGUCAGGUAAUUAAAGCAUGGGACAUCGGUGUAGCCACCAUGACGAUUGGGGAGGUGUGCCAGCUUGUAUGCAAGCCAGAAUAUGCUUAUGGGUCUGCAGGUAGCCCACCCAAGAUCCCUCCCAGUGCCACUCUUGUUUUUGAGGUAAUCACAAGUGAUUUUGGGCUGGAAUUACUCAACAUUUCAACCCUAAUCCUCGACCUGAAAUGUCAGUUUCAGAAUAAGAUGAUUUAUUGUUUACAUGAUUGUAGAUUGAACUUUUUGAGUUUCGGGGUGAGGACAUAACUGAGGAUGAAGAUGGAGGAAUUAUCCGUCGUAUUAUGACCAAAGGAGAGGGAUAUUCCAAGCCUAAUGAAGGAGCGGCUGUUGAAGGUAUGCAUCCAAAUCUUUUGUCAGUAAACAAAUUGACCUGGUUGCAGCUGCAUCUUUUUAAGGUGGAAAUUAAAACAUAAUCAGUCAAACUCGUCGUCGUAGUUUUUUUCCGCUUCAUCUGGGUCCGGGUCGCGGGGGCAGCAGCUUCAGGAGGGAAGCCCAGAUGGCCCUCACCCCAGCCACUUCCACCAGCUCCUCCGGGGGGAUUCCCAGGCGCUCCCAGGCCAGGCGAGAGAUGUAAUCCCUCCACCUGGUCCUGGGCCGGCCAUGAGGUCUUCUCCCGGUGGGACAUGUCUGGAACACUUCUAACAGGAGGCGCCCAGAAGGCAUCCUAACCAGAUGCCUGUGCCACCUCAGCUGACUCCUCUCGACAUGGAGGAGGAGCAGUUCUACCCUGAGCGCCUCCCGAGUGUCCGAGCUCCUUACCCGUUCUCUAAGGCUGAGUCCAGCCACCCUGCGAAGGAAACCCAUUUUGGCUACUUGUAUCCGCGAUCUUGUUCUUUCGGUCAUUACCCAAAGUUCAUGGCCAUAGGUCAAACUACAAAUCAUAAACAUAAGAUGUGUGCAUGCUUCUUUCUACUCUCCAAACACACUUUAUUACACCAGACAAACAAUGAUGAUUAACAUGAUUGUGUCUUAGUCUGCCUCAAUAAGUGUUUGGGGGUUCAGUUUGAGGACAAUCAGGAUGGGUUUUGGCUGCUUGUUUUUUGUAAUAAUGUAAACAGGCAGUAGGGAACAAACAGAUGUCCUCUCCCUUUUGUCACAGUGACCAUGGUGUUACAAAUGCCAUUUCUUACAUGUUGAGCACCUUGUUUCAUCUGUUUACCUAAUUGUAGUGAGACUCAAUACUUGCAUGGAUUCACCCAUGGCUGGAGAAGUUACUCCUUUUGGAUUCUCAGAUUACUUGUGAUAUAAAGCAAAGCAACUCUAUCACCAUACAUCCAAACUGUUAAGCAAACGGCACUACUUAUGCUUCUAAAGCCAAGUCUGUGCAAAGCGGAAAUUAUCAAGUGGUAUGAAUGUUGUCCACCUGCAUUUUAACAAAAAAUACCAUUGUUGUAUAUCCUUGUUAUCUAACUCGGCUGCGAUUCACUUUCUCGCAUUUUCAAAACAAUGCAAUCCGAUUCAGCUUUGCGAACAUGCAACUCCAUCUGCAGAUGUCAAUCAACCGGCUGUUUUUUUUAUCAACUUUCUUUUAGUUACCUUGGAGGGUUCCUGUGAGGGCCGUGUGUUUGAUGAGAGGGAAUUGAAGUUUGAGAUUGGAGAUGGGGAAGGUCUCGGCUUUCCAGUUGGAGUGGAGAAAGCUAUAAUGGCUAUGGAGCAGGGAGAAGAGGCACUCUUCACUAUGAAGCCUAAGUAUAUGAACUAGAAAUAAAUAUGUAUGUUUGUAGGUGUAGGUGUCGUCUUGUUUUUAUUAGCCUUUACAGGGAAGUGUAAAGACUAUAGUCUGGUUUGAAGUUUAUGCUUCUAUAUUCAAAGGUUAAGAUGACUAAUCCUAAAUGUUGUUUACCUGCAGGUAUGGUUUUGGAAAUGCGGGAAAUGCAAAGUAUAAUAUCCCUGGUGGAGCAACACUGCAGUACAAAAUCAAGCUUACAGCCUUUGAAAAGGUAAACAGAUCUUUGCACUGUGUUGCAAACGCACCUUGGCCAUGGUGGCCAAUUAGAUAUCACUCGUGUACGGUGACAUUUUUUCCCUGUUAAUGAUGAAGGUCUGUUUUUUUCCUGUAGGCUAAGGAGUCGUGGGAGAUGAACACAGUCGAGAAGCUGGAACAGAGCGGCAUUGUCAAGGAGAAGGGAACACAGUAUUUCAAAGUAUAUACGUUUUUUUUUUUUCCUUCAAAGCAUUCUACAAAGAGAAUUUCUAAGACAACCACUGUUGGAUACUUUGUUUGCUGAUGCACUCAUUUCAUAUGCCUCAGGAGGGAAAAUACAAGCAGGCAUCAGUGCAGUACAAAAGGAUCGUGUCAUGGCUGGAACAUGAGUCUGGUUUGUCAGAGGAGGAUGAGAAGAAAGCAAAAGUGCUGCGACUGGCUGCGCAUCUGAACCUGGCCAUGUGCUUCCUUAAACUACAAGAGCCUAACCAAGCCCUGGAAAACUGUGACAAGGUGUUCAAUAAUUUCUUGUUUCAUAAACAACCUUAGAUCAAUCAGUUCACAGCAGGUUAGAGACUUAAAAGUGCAAAGAUUGAAAAAUGCUUAAAUUCUAGAUGCUGAACACAUUUUGCAAAAUGUAUGUUGAUAUCGCUUCAGGAUUUCUUUUUUUCUUUUUGUUAAAAAGCAAUAAAUAUUUCAUUUUAUCCCAUUUAUAAUUACAGGCUCUGGAGUUGGAUGCAUCGAAUGAGAAGGCUUUGUUCCGAAGAGGAGAGGCACUGUUUAAUAUGAAUGAGUUUGACAAGGCCAGAGAUGAUUUUCAACAAGUAAUCCAGCUGUAUCCUGCCAACAAGGCUGCCAAGAGCCAGGUACAACUGCCCCGUGUGUAGAAUGAAAAUUUCAAAACUUUGUUUUUAAGUCAUCAACAUAACUGUGUUUGUAAUACCUCCAAAAGUUCAGAGAGAAAAAAUAAUGUUUCCUUUAAUAUACAGGAGAGUGCUGCUUUGCUGUGAGCUUCUCUGACAUACUUAUUGUUCUGUCAUUAGAGAUGAAAUAUGAGCACCAUGUUCACUUAUACCUGUUAUAUUUGACAUGAUAUUUCUUGGCUGUUGCAAACAGAUGCUGCCCAUUGAAAAUGUCAAAAUAUGUAGAAGAAUAUGUGGACAAUAUUUAAGAAUCAGGACAAAUGAAACACUAAAACUGUUCAUUAGUAUCCUUUGUGAACUGGGUUUCUGACUUACCCCUUCUAAUAUCCCACCAGGUGGCCCUCUGUCAGAAACGCAUCAAGGAGCAGCAUGAGAAGGACAAACGCAUCUACGCAAACAUGUUCCAGAAAUUUGCUGAGAGGGAUUCAAAGGUGAAGGGUUGUUUCUACAACAGCCACAAGAGGGUGGAACAAGCAUGAGUUUAUAUUGUCAGAGGCCUGAUGAAGUAAAAAAAGUGGCUGAUUUUGUUUUUGUGUUUUUUGCUGUUUCUUGAUCAGAAAGAAGCUGAAAGAGUGAAGCCUGCAAAUAAAGAGAACGGGGAUGAAGAGAUGGAGAUUGAGAACGGAGAAAAAGAAGCUGGAAGUGAAACAAAGGUGUAGAUGAAGACGUGACUGUUAUUGGUUCAUUUGUACUUUCGACUUUUGUAACUUCAGCCAUUUGAGUGGAAAAUGUGUGGAUGUGUGUGUCAAAAGUGUGAGUGUGUGUAUGAGUAUGAGCAUGUUAACGCAGGCACUGACUUUGGGCGCGUCUCCUCUUGCUUCCCUUGUGUCCAAUCUUUAUGCUGUGGCUGCAAGCCGGUUGGGUGACUUUGCCAGCCGAUGGCACGAUGGGUUGAGGCUUUUACAAACAAAUUGUGUUCCUCCACCACCAACCUUUUUCAACCCACAGCUUUGAACGCUGCAUGUGUUUUCACAGCCUCUUGGGAAUAAAACAAAUGCAUCCUUGUGUUAAGUACAUAAUUUCAGACCUGCACCCGUCAAGGGCUAGACCAGUUACCUUGCACUACCCUGUGUCCUACAUCCCUCCUCACAUUUUAUGCUCCUCCAUCCAACCCUCCUCUCAUGGGCCUACUGAUCAAUUUCUGGAGUUGUGGUGGCUGUGCAUAAAUGUGAUGUGUCUGAAUGUCAGAAUACCUAUGUCCCAAAGUACGUAUGUAGCAGCACUGUGGAUAGGUGGAGUAAUCAGACAAUAGCCUUGAAUAGCUAGUCCACUUAAAGCUUUUCUGUCUAUCUAAAGAUGGAGCUCCCUUUUAGCCUUGAGAGUACAGGAGUGUUUGUCUUUAUUUUUUAAAUGUUUGACUUAUUUUCAGUGUCGUGCUUGUGAUAUAUGUCCUGUUAUCAGAAUGGAUCCAACAAAUUGCAUAACUGGAAUGUGUUUGUUUUAAAGCAGCUUAAAGGACACGAAUUGGGGUCUUGGAAACACACGUAAAAACAGUUUAAUAUUAGUCUUAAUGUAAAGUUCAAAGUACAUGUAUGAAAACGUGCAGCUGUGGCUCAGAUUUAGGCUGUCAAGGAUGGUACUCCAUAGAAAAAAAUGGGAACCCAGUUUAUUGGAGUCAACAGUACCUGGGGAGGCAGAAAUAGAGAAAGGUGGCAAAUUUACAACAGAGCUGUGUUGAGUUCAUCUUUUUUUUUUUGAAAGAGUCACUGCUUGUGCUGCCCUGACGGAAGGAUAUAAUAAACAAUACCUAAAACUUGACUGCAGUGGUCCAAAUCUGUUCCCCUCACUCUCACUGCCAUGCACCAAUUGCAUUUGUUCUUUGUGUAUAAAUGAAACAUGCUAAAGACAAAUAUUCACUGUAAUCAGGUGGAUUGAAGCCAAGUACAGCAAGAGCAAAAAGUGACUAUUUGGACAUUAAGGAAUCAGUUAAAACCAACUUUAUUGCGCAUUUUACUGUGAUAUUGAGAUUUGAAACUUAAUGAGGUAACUUUAAGAUUAUUUUGCAAUGCUAUAUUACAUCUCUUUUUUUGUUAAGUUGGAGAGCUCCAUGUACACUUUCUGUGCUUCUACACAUAAUUAAUACAAGAAUACUUGCAACCGAUAACAAAUUAGUCAAAAAAGCAUUAAAAUUAUGUUGGAAUUGUGCAAAACCAUUUUGUUGAGCUUUGGCAGGAUGCACUACUUACCAAUUAUAGUACCUGUUAGAUCCGUUGUGCCUGCAGUUGAUGAGCGGUCAGAGUCUUCUUUCUCCAAGGACAAACAGGAUCUAAUCUGAUCCUCCAGCUCUCUCACAAGGACACUAGUGUCAGCUUACAGACCUGGUAUCGCUCUAAAAGCUGCUUGUUCAUUGCAGGUGAUCAUAAUGAAAGAAAAGAACAAUCCCAUCAUUUAUUCACCACUACCGAAUCAUGUUUGACCAGCAUUAGUGGUUUGUAAUUUUCUCAGACUAGAUAAGCCUUUUGCUGUUUCUUGAUCAGAAAGAAGCUGAAAGAGUGAAGCCUGCAAAUAAAGAGAACGGGGAUGAAGAGAUGGAGAUUGAGAACGGAGAAAAAGAAGCUGGAAGUGAAACAAAGGUGUAGAUGAAGACGUGACUGUUAUCGGUUCAUUUGUACUUUCGACUUUUGUAACUUCAGCCAUUUGAGUGGAAAAUGUAUGGAUGUGUGUGUCAAAAGUGUGAGUGUGUGUAUGAGUAUGAGCAUGUUAACGCAGGCACUGACUUUGGGCGCGUCUCCUCUUGCUUCCCUUGUGUCCAAUCUUUUUGCUGUGGCUGCAAGCCGGUUGGGUGACUUUGCCAGCCGAUGGCACGAUGGGUUGAGGCUUUUACAAACAAAUUGUGUUCCUCCACCACCAACCUUUUUCAACCCACAGCUUUGAACGCCGCAUGUGUUUUCACAGCCUCUUGGGAAUAAAACAAAUGCAUCCUUGUGUUAAGUACAUAAUUUCAGACCUGCACCCGUCAAGGGCUAGACCAGUUACCUUGCACUACCCUGUGUCCUACAUCCCUCCUCACAUUUUAUGCUCCUCCAUCCAACCCUCCUCUCAUGGGCCUACUGAUCAAUUUCUGGAGUUGUGGUGGCUGUGCAUAAAUGUGAUGUGUCUGAAUGUCAGAAUACCUAUGUCCCAAAGUACGUAUGUAGCAGCACUGUGGAUAGGUGGAGUAAUCAGACAAUAGCCUUGAAUAGCUAGUCCACUUAAAGCUUUUCUGUCUAUCUAAAGAUGGAGCUCCCUUUUAGCCUUGAGAGUACAGGAGUGUUUGUCUUUAUUUUUUAAAUGUUUGACUUAUUUUCAGUGUCGUGCUUGUGAUAUAUGUCCUGUUAUCAGAAUGGAUCCAACAAAUUGCAUAACUGGAAUGUGUUUGUUUUAAAGCAGCUUAAAGGACACGAAUUGGGGUCUUGGAAACACACGUAAAAACAGUUUAAUAUUAGUCUUAAUGUAAAGUUCAAAGUACAUGUAUGAAAACGUGCAGCUGUGGCUCAGAUUUAGGCUGUCAAGGAUGGUACUCCAUAGAAAAAAAUGGGAACCCAGUUUAUUGGAGUCAACAGUACCUGGGGAGGCAGAAAUAGAGAAAGGUGGCAAAUUUACAACAGAGCUGUGUUGAGUUCAUCUUUUUUUCUUUUGAAAGAGUCACUGCUUGUGCUGCCCUGAUGGAAGGAUAUAAUAAACAAUACCUAAAACUUGA
Messenger RNA from Xyrichtys novacula (pearly razorfish), 7415 nucleotides. The record is from the annotation of a GenBank genome assembly. NCBI's taxonomy places the organism in Eukaryota, Metazoa, Chordata, Actinopteri, Labriformes, Labridae.